Plasmodium adleri (nom. inval.) is the source of this 453-nucleotide messenger RNA. Its product is annotated as calmodulin-like protein. Gene Ontology annotation, molecular function: calcium ion binding. Gene Ontology annotation, cellular component: myosin II complex. Bases 1 to 453 code for a protein of 150 amino acids. The transcript is spliced from 5 exons. Lineage: Eukaryota; Apicomplexa; Aconoidasida; Haemosporida; Plasmodiidae. The record is from RefSeq and is a predicted model, not a curated record.
AUGAGUAAAUUUUUCCUGUCUAAACAGAGGAGAGCUGAGAUUGAAUCAAUAUUUAAAGAAUACAAUACUAAUAAAGAUGGAGUAAGUGGUGAAAAAUUAUUAUAUUUGUUAAGAUCUCUUGGUAUAUAUCUUAACAAAAGUGAAUCAGAAGUCAUAUUGGAAGAUUAUAAGAAAAAUGGGAAUUUAAAUUUGAGUGAAUUUUUUGAACUUAUGAAACAAUAUUAUUUCGAUGAAAAUAUUGAAAACUUACUAUACCUGUCUUUGCAAUCGUAUGCUCAGGAAAAAUCUAAAACCAUAAAUUUGAAUGAAUUCAAAAAUGUAUUAUUGACAUUAGGUAGUGGAAUUAAAUUAACAGAAGAAGAAGUAGAUGCAUUUUUAAAUGUAGAAUUCAAUGGAUAUAAAAAUAAAGAAAUAUCAUUUGAUGAUUUCAUUUAUAAAAUUUUAAAAGAAUGA